This is a messenger RNA of Lachancea dasiensis, 1122 nucleotides long. NCBI's taxonomy places the organism in Eukaryota, Fungi, Ascomycota, Saccharomycetes, Saccharomycetales, Saccharomycetaceae. The record is from the annotation of a GenBank genome assembly.
AUGAAAUUCCUACCACUCUUGUCAUUCACUUCGAAAGUGCUGCCGUACUUUUCUAACGAACAAGAUCUUAGAACUAUACAAUUAUCGCAAGACCAAACGCUGAAAGUAACGGAUGGGGAAAAAUUACUGCUCAAGAGACAGGGAGUCAACUUCUUUGAUAUAACAAACUUUCCGUUCUUCAAGUCCAAGGAAGAACCUGUCGUGGCGCAGUAUUCCUACCCAAAAAAGUUGGUUAACGGUGACAAAGUUUCGCAGAUAAUCGAGACUAUCGAUGAGUCUUCCAUGUACAAUGACUUGGCGCAGUUCACAAGUUUUUACACACGAUACUACAAAUCUCAGGCGGGACUUGAGUCUGCCACUUGGCUGUCUGACAAGCUAAAGAAUGUCACAAGACCCCUAGGCGACAAGGUAGCACAGUUUCAUGUAGACCAUCAGGACUGGCCCCAGUUCUCUAUUAUCGUCCAAAUCAAGGGAACCGAGACUCCAGAAAAUGUUGUUGUUUUUGGCUCUCACCAGGAUUCCAUGAACUUGAUAUUUCCCUCGGUCUUGCCCGCACCAGGUGCCGAUGAUAAUGGUUCCGGCACGGUAACAAACAUCGAAGCUCUCAGAAUUUAUUCACAGUAUCUGAAUGCGACCAAUGAUUGGCCUAGCAACACGAUAGAGUUUCACUUUUACUCCGCUGAGGAAGGCGGUCUACUUGGUUCGCUCGAUGUUUUCAAUCAGUAUGCCCAGCUUAACAAAACGGUUGUCGCCAUGUUACAACAGGAUAUGACAGGCUAUGUACCAGAUCCUCAAAAGGAACAUGUGGGUGUUGUGACAGAUUACACUACCCCGGGCUUCACACUGUUUAUCGAAAGAAUUAUUGACGAAUACCUCAACAUCCCUUACAUCGAGACAACAUGCGGAUACGCUUGCAGUGAUCACGGCAGCGCUACAAGGAACGGGUUUCCAGCUGCCUUUGUCAUAGAGAGUGAAUUUUCUCGAACAAACAAAUACAUUCACAGCACCAUGGACACAUUGGAUAGAUUAAAUUUCCAGCAUAUGGCGGAGCACGUAAAGCUAGUCGUGGGAACUGCCGUAGAAUUAAGUAGGUGGAGUUUCAGACUGAAGAAUUCCGAUUAG